This is a messenger RNA of Aspergillus oryzae RIB40, 312 nucleotides long. RefSeq lists its product as uncharacterized. The record is from RefSeq and is a predicted model, not a curated record. The transcript is spliced from 3 exons. Bases 1 to 312 code for a protein of 103 amino acids. NCBI's taxonomy places the organism in Eukaryota, Fungi, Ascomycota, Eurotiomycetes, Eurotiales, Aspergillaceae.
AUGGUAUACUCCACCCUCCGUGCGUCAUCCCACUUCCAGUUAUUCUUGUACUCCGCCGCUUCGAUCGACCGUGGAUCAUUGUCGAAAGGAUGGUAUAGUGUCCCGAUGACCCUCUGUGUCGCCGCCUGCGAAGUUAUGCUCGGAGGAGGAUACGGAGCGCUACUGUUGGUAUGUCGCGGCGGCAAUGGCGGUCCCGCGCGUGGAGAUGGCGACGGCUGGCUUGAGACGUGUCUCGCGGUUACCAGGGAGUCCAAGGAUGGCAGACUCUUCGUCUACCACCAACUGCGACCGUUAGCUCCAAGCUGGGCCUGA